This is a messenger RNA of Cladocopium goreaui, 2421 nucleotides long. The record is from the annotation of a GenBank genome assembly. NCBI's taxonomy places the organism in Eukaryota, Dinophyceae, Suessiales, Symbiodiniaceae.
AUGGGGCAUGCUCGCAGCGAUGACGACGAUGAUUUUCUGACUGAGCUGCUGACCUGUCAUCGCUCGGCUUCCUUGGGUCCAUUUCCUUGGCAACAGCUUGAAGAUGAUGGGGCCAAGAGACACACCGAAGGACAAAAACAAAUUAGAACUGACCCCAUGCCAGUUUUGCAUGUGCGUUCUUCAGGUUUGGGGUUGAGCACAGCGACAGCACCUGUGUCUCAGACUGCUUUGGUUCCCCCAUACCUCCAAGAUCCAGAACUUCGGAACUUGGAUAGAACCGUAGAAGUCUUCGAAAAGAUUGAGAUGGAGCCCCACAUGUCUUUCAAGUUACCAAAGCCUGGCGCUACAGCUGGCUAUGUUCUAGAACACGGGGCAGCAGUUUUUGAAGCUUUGCAUAAGAAACAUAGCCCCAUGACCUUCAAAUUUGGGAUCACACAUUGCGCUCAUUUCAGAUGGUUUCAUCGGCCUUAUGGAUACAGAUAUGGAGUAGAGAAGUUCGAACACAUGCUGAUCCUCUAUGCUGCUUCCAACCCAUUUGGUCCUGCCUUCUUGGAAGCAUCCAUGGUCCAGCGCUACAGCAGUGCCAAGGCAGCACACCAGAAGCAACGAACGUAUUCCACAUUGCUUCAUGGAAACAUCUUGGAAAUGAACCUUUGCUCAGAUUUGCAUUCUGAGGUUGGCAAGGCUGUAAAAACAUUAGACGCGGCGGCGACUCCAGCCUCAUGCACGUCGCAAAUCGAGACUGCAAGGGCUGUGGUAUCCGAGAUGGGUGAGGGACAAGCCCACCGUUCUGGGAUCAACGAUUGGGCAAAAGUAGACUACAAAAAUAGUGAACGAGAUGUUCAAUCAAUUGUGGACAAACAGGGAACACGGCUCAAACUUCCCAUCACUGAAUUGGCAAUUCGUGGAAAAACAGUUCCAUGGAUCAGUCCAAAAUCCUGGUUUGAGUACUUAGUCAACAACGGGUUGCUGUACAUGCUAUCUGGACUACGGUGUGAUGAGGGAUGCCAUGUAGGAUCCACUUGGAAAGAUUUCUGGAAAAAAUAUGAGCAGCUGCAUCCUACUUUCAGUUUGUUUGAGGAUCCCAGUUUCGACCCUGCUACAACGAUUGGUAUGUAUUUGCAUGGGGAUGAGGGACGAACCCUCAAGAAGUCAGCCCUCAUGGUAACAUCGCUGCAAAGCAUUCUUGGUUGGGGGUUUGACAAAAAGCGCUUGAAGAGGCCUAGACAUGAAAGGUCCCUGGAAAUCAACUUCGCAGGCCACACAUACACUACUAGGUUUGUGGUGAGUGUGAUGCCAAAAAGUUUCUACGCUUCUGACCCGGAAGUUUUUCAUGAUAUGAUGGAGGAACUGAGUAAAGAGCUGAGUGAUAUUUUGAAGAACGGGAUCCUUGACCGCGCCACUGGAAUCACCUACCGCGUAUGCCUCUUAGGAGUCAAAGGUGACAUGCCUUACCUUCAAAAGUGCGGAAGACUCAAAAGAAGCUGGAAUACAACUGUUAAGCGAGGAACAGCGCGUAAGGCACCGCCUGGUGUGUGUCACUUGUGCUUGGCAGGCACCAACAGUUUUCCUUGCGAGGAUACAUCCCAUGACCCUGCUUGGAGAGACACUAUCGCAGUGCGGGACCCCUUCGACCAGCUGCCAGCACCUUUGAGGUUUUUGCCAUAUGAUAGAAAUGAUCGUGGGUCUUAUUUCAAACCAGAUUUAUGGCAUUGUAUUCACCUUGGUGUGGGGAAAUCCUACAUUGCAUCAACUUUGCAACUUGCUUUGCCUGUGGUCCCGGGCAACAACAACGACGAGCGUUUUGCAUGGCUGAGUGAACACUACAUUGCAUGGUGCAGGUCAGAAAGGACUUCGUGCCACGUCUCCAAGAUUAGUGCAUAUUUAAUUUCUUACAACGAUGCUACAGGUGCAACUGGAAAUUGGAGCAAAGGAUCUGUGACUCGAAACCUCAUGAAGUGGAUGGCGCCUCUUCUCACGGAUCUGCGUUCACAGGGCCUACUCCAUCGAGCCAGGGAGGGGGCCAGGGACUUGAAUGCUGCCUUGAGCUUCUUGUACAAUGCACCCUUGUGGCUGGAGCAUGAAGAAUGCAAGUUUGUGUACAAUAGGGGAAUGAACUUUCUCCAAGCCUACUCCGCGCUUGCUCGUGACUGCUUCAGGCAGAACAAGUACCACCUCUAUCCGCUGUAUCCGAAACUACAUGCAGUACAUCAUGUCUGGCUGCUGAUCUCCCAAGAUGGGGACUCUGUGGGAUAUGCUAUGAAUCCACUGACCGCAUCAUGUCAACAAGACGAGGACAUAGUGGGCAAGGUGAGUCGAACAAGCAGGCGGGUGAAUGUGAGAAUGGUGAUUCAAAGAACUCUUCAGCGUUACCUCAUGGCAUCUUACAAGGUAUGGUUUGACGCAAAGAUCAUCGCUUAG